AAUAGAGUCAAUCAAAAAAAAAUACUCAAAAUUAUUGAAAUCAAGCAAUGAAAUAUGGUUGGUUGGAUAUCCGCUGGCAGAUAUUAAUACCAGUUCUCUGCCUACUACUAGAGAUGUCUACAGAUUUUUUAGGUAUCAAUUAAAAAUGAUGAACAGUUCGCUUCAAGUGUUUUCUAAAUGCACAAAAGAAUUAGGUACUAAAAGCAACAUUUCAAAAUUAAAAUUAACUGCAAAAUUAACGAUGAAAACCGUUAAAGUAUUUUGGGAUAAAGCUGAUAUUCCUUGCGAGCAGGAAAAGUAUAUUGUUGAAAGUAUUAUUAAGUUACAUGAUAAAUGGAGAAGUCUUGCAAAGUCUAAACAUAAAUGUUUUUCAAAAAAAGGUUUAUUUAUUCAAAGCUUCAAAAAAAUAAUGGAUAAUAUAUUUGAUAUUAGUUCUCUGAAUUGGAAAGAAUAUGUUAAAAAAACCAGAUCAAAUUUAAAUGCAGAAGAAGAUAUUAUCUGGUCUGGAAAAUAUUGGUUUUCAGCACUCAAAAGUGGAGUAAAAACCAGAGGACUAGGUGGAAAAGAUAAUUUGUUGAAAUUGAGUGUCAAAAGAAAAAUAGAGAAGAAGGUAAAAGAAAAAUUAAGAAUCAAUAAAGAAAAGAAAAGAAAAAUAAAUGAUAAAGAGGUUGAUUUCAGCAUUUAUAAAAGUGAUAGUGACUCAACUGAAGAAUCAUUUUUUGCUGGGUCUAGAAGUUCUAUUUACUCAGAUUCUCAGAGCUCUUCUAAAAUUGAUUAUGAAGUAAAUAAUUUUGAAUCUUCUGCAGAGUUAGUGGAAAAUGUUGUAUCAGAUAAUAUCAAUUUAAUUUUGCCAAGAAACUUUGUUUGUCAUCCAGUGAUAACAGCAACAGCUGAUAGAUCUAAACUAUAAAAUGCACAGCUUAUGAUGAAUGUUUCAGCAAUCCUGGUUCUAGGUUAUUUUUUUAUUGUUAUUUAAAUCACUUAUCAGUUUCAUAAGUUUUUAAUUAGUGUGAUGAGUUGAUAAGAAAAAUUUUAUUCUGUAUUUUUUAGGUGGUGUUAAAGCUAAUGAUGUAGAUAUUUCACUAAACACAAUUAGAAGAGCACGAAAGCAAAAUAGACAAAUUAUGGCAAGAAAUAUAAUUGAAUAAUUUAAAAAAAAAGUUAGAUUAGAUUAUUUAACUCUUCACUGGGAUGGGAAACUUAUGAAGCAAAUAUCUGGUAAAAAGUUUGGCUAUUUAACUGUUUUAGUAAGUGGUUUUCCAAACUGUAAGAAGAGUAAAAUUUUAUCUAUUAAACCUAUUCAGUCAGGCACAGGACAUUCUAUAUGUAAAGGAAUCAUCGAAGAUUUAGAAAAAUGGGAUCUUAAAUAUAAUAUUGUUGCCCAAGUUUUCGAUACAACGGCUUGUAAUACUGGAGUAAGAAACGGAGCAGCAACUCUUCUUGAAGAAUGCAAAUCUAUAAAAACGCUUCUCUGGCUUGCAUAUCGUCAUCAUGUUUAGAAUUAAUCCUAGAGUCGUUUUGGAAAGCUUUAUUUCAAAAAAAGACAUCAUCUGAUGAUAAUAUAGAGUUUAAAAAUUUUCAAAAAAAAUGGCUACACUCUAAACAAAUUCCUCUCAAACUUUCAAAUAGAUCCCUUGAUCUUGAAAAUUCAUUCUUAAAACAAAAAGCAAAUGAAACUUGCAAUUUCUUAGAAAAAGUAUUGCAGUCUAAGCAUCAUCCAAGAGACAAUUACAAAGAGGCUGCAGAACUAGCAAUUUUUCUAUUAGGUGGAGAAGAGCCCAAGAAAUGGAAAACAUGUAGUGCUCACCAUCAUGCAAGAUGGAUGGCGCAUUUGCUUUAUGCACCAAAGAUGUUAAUAUUUAAAAAAGAUUUAACCGAAUCUGAUUUUAAAAACCUUAAAAUAUUUUUGACAUUUAGCUCAGCCAUUUACAUUAAAGCUUGGUUAGAAGCGCCAAAGGCUUGCGAUGCACCAAUUAAUAAUAUAAAAUUAUUUAAUGAUCUAGAAGCACUUAAAGGUAUUCCGAACUUCGGUGUACCUGCUGAAAAAGCUCAAUAUGUUUUAAGCAGACACUCUUGGUAUCUAACCGAGCAGGUAUCGGUAUUAAGUUUAUUUUCAAAUAAACUUUCUCUAAAUGUUAAAGAUAAAAUUGUAAAAAAAAUGCUAGAAUGCGGAAAACCACUUGGUAUAAUUGCGAUAAACCAACUCUUCCACUGAUUAGAAAAAGUUCCGAUAUUAUUUCUUAUAUUAGGAAAAAGUCUUGGUUAAUUUUUCUUAAUUUAAAAGAUGAUGGAAAAUGGCUUAAAGUUUCUUCUUCAGAAUGGGACGGCAAUGCUUGUUGUUUGAAAAUGAAGCUGUUUGUCAAAACUCUGAAAGUGACUGAUGACGUGGCUGAGAGGGGAAUUAAGUUGUGUUCCAAUUAUCUCCAAAUACUUACAAAGGUGAGCCGUAAAAUGAGUUGAGAAGGCAAUUAAAAAAUCUACAUAAUCAUAAAAAUCUACUAUUAGAACAGAUUAAAAUAAAAUUUCUUAUCUUAAGGACGAGGCUGUACGAAACGAAGUUUUUAACGUGGUUGAAAAUCACAGAAAAGUUGUAGGCAAUUGUAAUAAGAAACAAUUAUUCGUUGAUUUAGCUGAGUAUAUAUAAUAACUGCUUUUUUAUUAUCUUUUCUGUUUUUCAUUGGCCUGGUCAUGAGACUGUCGCGUAUUAUUUGAAUAGCCCCAAAUAAUUUUUUUCCAAAUUAAUCAACUCUUCUGUAAUUCAGGCAAUCUAUCAUUUAAAAAGGAGUUAUAAAAGCAGUUAUUACUUGUAUUGUGGUAAACCCCUACCAUAUGGGGGAGGGGUAUUGAAAGUGUUACCAAAUAUCACAUGGAGAGGGUAGUUAGCUACAAUGUGACGCGAAUUACAAUUCUUAUAAUAGCAGAAUUAGUAAACUUUUAGCAAAAAAUUACUUAGAGAUAUAUCUUUUUUAACAAUAAUAGCAUUGCGCAUAAAAGAGGGGGCGGGGGAGGAGUUGAUAAACAAGUAAUACAAAAUGAUACAUGGGGGAAGUUCAAAAACGUGUUGUCUAUUAAAUGAACAACCUCAAAUAACAAAUAUUUCCUAUAGAUAUAAAAAUUCUUAUAUUUUUUCAAUUUUCCUAAAAAAUCCUAAUUUUGACAUAUUUUAGACUAAAAAUGAAAAUAAUCAAAUCAAAUUCGGCAGCACUCAAUGAUGUUUUUUUCCAAUUUUUUUUUUAUAGUUUGUAUUCAUAUGUGAAAAGGAUCAUGUUUUUUUGCAGACAUGUUAAAUUUUCAAAUUUUUUUGUUU
This is a messenger RNA of Hydra vulgaris (swiftwater hydra), 3307 nucleotides long. NCBI's taxonomy places the organism in Eukaryota, Metazoa, Cnidaria, Hydrozoa, Anthoathecata, Hydridae. The record is from RefSeq and is a predicted model, not a curated record.